AUGGCCCGGCCUGGUGGCUCCCUGAGCAGGACGCCGCCCCGCGGGGGCUUGGGGGGGGGACACACGGGGACACCCCCAUGUCCCCAAGGCCCCGCUGAGGUCACCCCCGCGCUCCCUGCAGACCACGCCGGCAUCGCCCAGCGCGAUGUCAUCGACCGGUUCCAGGAGGAGGUGGCGCUGACCCUGCAGAGCUACAUCGAGCACCGGCAUCCCCCCCCCGAGGGCAGGUUCCUGUACGCCAAGCUGCUGCUGCUGCUGACGGAGCUGCAGACGCUGAAGGUGGAGAACACGCGGCAGAUCCUGCACAUCCAGGACCUGUCGGCCAUGACGCCGCUGCUCUCCGAGAUCAUCAGCUGAGCGCGGCGCCCUGCCCCGUGUCACCCCCCCGGUCCCCAAGUGUCACCCCCGGCCGCCACCGGGCACAGAGUAAAGCUCCUUUAUUUAUCCGGGCUCCCGGGUGCGUCAGCGCAGGGAAACUGAGGCACGGCCGCCGCGGCGCUGGGGACAACGGGGACCCCCAGUGGCAGCGGCCACCCGCGGGAGGUGGCACUGGGGACAACGGGGACCCCCAGCCCUCCCGUGGCGCUGUCACUCGCUGUCCCCAGCCUGCGUUGUCCCCGCGGGUCCCUGUGGCACCUGCAUGUUCCGGCCUGGCGGCUCCCUGAGCAGGACGGUGCCACUUGCCCGCUGUCCCUGCUGUCCCCUGUCCUGUCCCUGCUGUCCCCUGUCCUGUCCCUGCUGUCCUGUCCCCUGUGCUGUCCUGUCCCCUGUCCUGUCCCUGCUGUCCCCUGUCCUGUCCCCGCUGUCCCU
Messenger RNA from Onychostruthus taczanowskii (white-rumped snowfinch), 810 nucleotides. RefSeq names its product nuclear receptor subfamily 1 group I member 3-like. The transcript has 3 exons. NCBI's taxonomy places the organism in Eukaryota, Metazoa, Chordata, Aves, Passeriformes, Passeridae. Bases 1 to 357 code for a protein of 118 amino acids. The record is from RefSeq and is a predicted model, not a curated record.